Molecule: messenger RNA, 1083 nt
Organism: Cervus elaphus (red deer)
Lineage: Eukaryota; Metazoa; Chordata; Mammalia; Artiodactyla; Cervidae
Gene: RPL5
Product: ribosomal protein L5
Exons: 8
Coding region: 126-1019 (297 amino acids)
Biological process (GO): ribosomal large subunit assembly; translation
Cellular component (GO): cytosolic large ribosomal subunit; ribosome
Molecular function (GO): 5S rRNA binding; structural constituent of ribosome
Source: RefSeq, a predicted model, not a curated record
CGCUGGCGUGAUCGUCGGCGCUACAUACUGCGCCUGCGCGCGCGCCGCGGCCUUUUUCCCCCACGGAGCCGUGCUGGUUCUGCAGCUCUGUGACAAGCCGCGGAAUCGGGGUUCUGUUCCGCAGGAUGGGGUUUGUGAAAGUUGUCAAGAACAAGGCCUACUUCAAGAGAUACCAAGUGAAAUUCAGAAGAAGGCGAGAGGGCAAAACUGACUACUAUGCUCGGAAGCGAUUGGUUAUCCAAGAUAAAAAUAAGUACAACACACCUAAAUACAGAAUGAUUGUUCGUGUAACGAACAGAGAUAUCAUUUGUCAGAUUGCUUAUGCCCGUAUAGAAGGAGAUAUGAUAGUUUGUGCAGCUUAUGCUCACGAACUCCCAAAAUAUGGUGUGAAGGUUGGCCUGACAAAUUAUGCUGCAGCAUAUUGUACUGGCCUGCUGCUGGCCCGCAGGCUUCUUAAUAGGUUUGGUAUGGACAAAAUUUAUGAAGGCCAAGUCGAAGUGACCGGAGAUGAAUACAAUGUGGAAAGUAUCGAUGGUCAACCUGGUGCCUUCACCUGUUACUUGGAUGCAGGACUUGCCAGAACUACUACCGGGAAUAAAGUUUUUGGGGCCCUAAAGGGAGCUGUCGAUGGAGGCUUGUCUAUCCCUCACAGUACCAAACGGUUCCCUGGUUAUGAUUCAGAAAGCAAAGAAUUCAGUGCUGAGGUACACCGAAAGCACAUCAUGGGUCAGAACGUCGCAGACUACAUGCGUUACCUGCUUGAAGAAGACGAGGACGCUUACAAGAAGCAGUUCUCUCAGUACAUAAAGAACAACGUGACUCCAGACAUGAUGGAGGAGAUGUAUAAGAAAGCUCAUGCUGCGAUACGAGAGAAUCCAGUGUAUGAGAAGAAGCCUAAGAAAGAAGUUAAAAAGAAGAGGUGGAACCGUCCCAAAAUGUCACUUGCCCAGAAGAAAGAUCGGGUAGCUCAGAAGAAGGCAAGCUUCCUUAGAGCUCAGGAACGAGCUGCCGAGAGUUAAACCAAACCACAAUUUUCUAUCAAGAUUUUUCAGAUAAGACAAUAAUAAACUUAUUGAAUAAGCA